UGCGGCUGUUUUGAUUCCCUCUGUGCGGUUGGUUCAACAGAGCAUCACUUUGUCAUCACUGCUCUUCAACAGGACAAUAACUCUAUGUUUCCGUUGUGAAGACUCGAAAAAAGCUCACCUUCAUGUGUCGCUCAUGAUGGCGGGUAGGUGCAGGCUCGUGUCCUGUGCGUGUCUGGGGCUGUUCGGUGUCCUGUGCUGGGUCUGGGUCUCUUUUGCCUCCUUUCCAGAUGACCGACUUCCCCUGGAGGCCUUGGAUGCACUGGACCGAGGAGCCUUCCAGCCCCAGAGUGCUCUGUCAGAGAUGGAGUUCGCCUCCAUCGGUCCGUACAGAGGACCUGGCAACGGUGACCGCCGCAACAACAAGGAGCUGCCCAUCCUCCUGUGGUGGAGCGGGGGUCUGUUCCCUCAUUUCCCUGGGGACUCUGAACGCAUCGACUGUGCCACAUCAUCCUGUCUGGUCACAAGCAACCGCAAGGUCCAGCUGUACAAACGGACCGCAUCCAUCAUCUUUUAUGGAACAGACUUUCGGGCAUAUGAGGCGCCGCUCCCUCGUCUCCGCCACCAGACCUGGGCCCUGUUCCACGAGGAGUCCCCCAUGAAUAACUACAUCCUCUCCCAUGGACCGGGAAUCAGCCUGUUCAACUACACCGCCACGUUUCGCAGGGAGUCAGACUAUCCUCUGACCCUGCAGUGGCUGCCUUCUCUGGAUUACUUGCUGGCGCCUGUGGUCGUGUCCCUGGAGGAGAAGAACCGGCUGAGGAGGGAGGGUCUGGGUCCUGUGCUCUACAUGCAGUCCCACUGCGAUGUACCAUCUGACAGAAACCGCUAUGUCCAGGAGCUCAUGAAGUAUAUUCAGGUGGACUCCUACGGGAAAUGCUUGAAUAACAAACCUCUGCCCGUCCAUCUGGAGGACACCGCCACAGCUACCGGCGAAGAAGCCGGCUUCAUGAAUUUCGUUGCGCGCUACAAGUUUCACCUGGCGCUGGAGAACGGCCUGUGUCCGGACUACAUGACGGAGAAGCUGUGGCGGCCUCUCCAUCAGGGCUGUGUGCCCGUCUAUCGCGGCUCCCCGGUGGCGGCCGACUGGAUGCCCAACGACCACUCCGCCAUCCUCGUCGAUGACUUCGCGUCCCCAAAAGCUUUGGCUGAAUUCCUCAAACACCUCGACGAGAACGAUGAAGAAUACGCUAAAUAUUUAGAGUUCAAAAACCCCGGCCUCAUCACCAACCACCGUUUGUUGGAGGCUCUGGAGACCCGUGAGUGGGGGGUCAAUGACAUGAGUAAACCCAAUUACCUGAAUGGAUUUGAAUGUUACGUGUGCGACCAGGAGAACGCACGGCUGGCAGCGGAGCGAGCACACAGGAAAGCCCCUCAAAGGAACCUGCCGCCUCAGUCUAAAAUGGCCAACAACUCUCACAUGGGGUGCCCGCUGCCCAGCCCCGGGUACGGACACGUCAACGACCUACCUGCAGACGAUGGAUGGUUGCAAAUGUGGCCUCAGGAUUACUGGCAGAGCCUGGACCAAGCGGAGGGCCUGGAGUCUUUGAUAAGACUCAACGAGUCGGACCCUUCGCUGCUGUGGAAGCACAUCCAAAGCCUUGCUGUGAGCAGAGCCAGGGGGAAACACUGACACAGACCUCGGAACCAACAGGAGGCUGGAGCAUGUCCAGGAUUACAGAGGUGUCCCACAUUAUGCACCCUUUCUGUUUGAAUUUGAAAUUGAAACGGAAAUCACUGACACUUUUGCACCUGAGCCAAAACUUUACCCAUAUGAACAAUUUCGUUCUAUUAUAUAUAUAUAUAUAUAUUUUAGCUUACUUGAUUCGUUCGUCCUUCAUCCAAAGUUUGGUAAUGGGAAGAUAAUGCUCCAGCUAUUAAGUCUUUUUCUUACUAUAACAGAGGUGCCAUCAUUGCUCUAACGCCUUGUUAACAUUAACUGCUUGCAGUGCAAUCGUUCCACAGAGGCACAUUCUCACCGGAGGGGGAUUUUUGUUAAACUGGGGCAGAGCCAAGGGAGCUCUGCCUAACUGUGUGUGAACCCCCAUCAAGCCUGUAGCCGACAAUAUGCAUUAGCCUCUUUAGUCACUCAGCAGGUAGCUGAUGGUUGUUAGCUCAUUUAUGUACACAGCUAUUUUAAAUGUCGAAGCCAGGGAGGUUUCACAGAGGAGGGAAGAAAGGCAAAUGUAAAUCUGACUCAGGACCAGCUCACCUAAUGAACUUCUUUGGCUGUUACUUUACAACUUUGUCCAAACAUUUUCCUGUUACGUGAUGCUAUUUAUGUGCAAAAAUGUUAGUGUCUAGAA
Messenger RNA from Pungitius pungitius (ninespine stickleback), 2303 nucleotides. RefSeq names its product fucosyltransferase 11 (alpha (1,3) fucosyltransferase) (gene pofut4). Gene Ontology annotation, cellular component: Golgi membrane. The transcript is spliced from 5 exons. Bases 134 to 1630 code for a protein of 498 amino acids. The record is from RefSeq and is a predicted model, not a curated record. Lineage: Eukaryota; Metazoa; Chordata; Actinopteri; Perciformes; Gasterosteidae. Gene Ontology annotation, molecular function: alpha-(1->3)-fucosyltransferase activity.